Molecule: messenger RNA, 1323 nt
Organism: Ilex paraguariensis (yerba mate)
Lineage: Eukaryota; Viridiplantae; Streptophyta; Magnoliopsida; Aquifoliales; Aquifoliaceae
Source: the annotation of a GenBank genome assembly
AUGGGAAGUGGGCACCAAGGCUUUCUCAGAGAUUGUGCGAGGGCGAUCUCCGAGAAAGACUCCAGCAAAAUCCAUCACCUUCUAUGGAUGUUAAACGAGCUUGCAUCUCCUUAUGGAGAUUGUGAUCAGAAAUUAGCAUUUUAUUUCUUGCAAGCCCUCUUUUGUAAGGCAACAGAAUCUGGCCAAAGAUGCUACAAAACCCUUACCUCAGUUGCUGAAAAGAGCCACUCUUUUGAUUCUGCUAGGAAGUUAAUACUAAAGUUCCAAGAGGUAAGCCCAUGGACAACUUUUGGUCAUGUAGCAUCAAAUGGGGCAAUAUUGGAGGCCUUAGAAGGAGAGAGCAAACUUCACAUAAUUGAUAUAAGCAAUACCCUUUGCACUCAAUGGCCUACUUUGCUAGAAGCCUUGGCCACAAGAAACGACGAGACGCCACAUUUGAAGCUUACUGUUGUGGUAACUGCUAGCCUCGUAAGGUCAGUCAUGACCGAGAUAUCCCAAAGAAUGGAAAAAUUUGCAAGAUUAAUGGGAGUUCCCUUUGAAUUUAGGGUAAUAAGUGGGUUAAAUCACUUGGGAGAGCUCACAAAAGAGGGACUAGGUGUUCAAGAAGAUGAAGCUAUUGCAGUUAAUUGCAUCGGAGCCUUAAGAAGAGUAGAAGUGGAACAAAGGGCGACCGUGAUUCAAAUGUUCCAAUCGCUUCAUCCUCGAGUCGUGACAGUUGUUGAAGAAGAAGGUGACUUCUCAAGCUCUAGAAAUGACUUUGUGAAGUGCUUUGAAGAGUGUCUUAGAUUCUGUACACUAUAUUUCGAGAUGCUAGAAGAGAGCUUUGUCCCAACUAGUAAUGAGAGGUUGAUGUUGGAAAGAGAAUGCUCAAGAAGCAUAGUUAGGGUUUUGGCUUGUGAGGAUGAUAUUGGUGGGGGAGAUUGUGAGAGAAGAGAGAGAGGAAGCCAAUGGUCCGAGAGGCUCAAGGAGGCCUUUACGCCAUUCGGGUUUAGCGAGGAUGUUGUUGAUGAUGUUAAGGCACUGCUGAAGAGGUACAGAGCUGGAUGGUCACUUGUGCUAGCUCAAGGAGAUAACUCAGGAAUCUACUUGGCAUGGAAAGAGGAACCCGUAGUAUGGGCUUCAGCAUGGAAACCCUAAAACUGGUCAGUAAAGAAAUCAGCCAUUCGCUCUCAACUCAAGCUUAGCAAGGCAUUUAUUUGAUGUUUUUAGACGCCAUGAACAACUGAACAUAGAGAGAGAGAGAGAAAGAGACUUGUUUUCCUCUUUUGUUCUUCUACUUCUUCUUCAUACACAAUUGUGUGUAUUUUAGGGACCAACUUUUCU